This is a messenger RNA of Synchiropus splendidus (mandarinfish), 4746 nucleotides long. RefSeq names its product kinesin-associated protein 3a (gene kifap3a). The transcript has 20 exons. Gene Ontology annotation, biological process: microtubule-based movement; cilium organization. Gene Ontology annotation, cellular component: kinesin II complex; ciliary transition zone; axoneme. The coding region runs from base 141 to 2714 and encodes 857 amino acids. Lineage: Eukaryota; Metazoa; Chordata; Actinopteri; Syngnathiformes; Callionymidae. Gene Ontology annotation, molecular function: kinesin binding. The record is from RefSeq and is a predicted model, not a curated record.
CAGACGCUGGGCCGACUCCCCGGACUCCGCCCUGGUAACCAAUGGCAACGAGCGGAGGAGGUCGAUAAUAUCCGCCCCGCUGCUGCCAGCAUCUUCUGGAUGCUCUAAACUCUGAUGCUGGGAUCUGUUUUCGGUCGAAGAUGAGCGGUUCACUGGCGGGAGAGGCUCGCUCCCUCAAGAGGAGAGUGAAGGGCUGCACCCUGGAUGUCCACCCGACAGAGAAAGCCCUGGUGGUCCAGUAUGAGGUGGAGGCCACUAUAGUCGGGGAGCAGGGAGAUCCUGUGAUUGGCGAGCGUAAAGAAUGUCAGAAAAUCAUCCGGCUGAAGAGCUUGAAUGCAAAAACCAACACCUUGUCGUUGGCGAGGAAGGUGGUGGAGGAAUGUCGGUUAAUUCACCCGUCAAAGAUCCACGAGGUGGAUCAGCUGCUCUUCUAUCUCCAGAACCGCAAGCAGCCCAACGGUGAGGAAGAGAAGAGCCACAUCUCGCCAUGGGACCUGCCGUCGUACGCUGGCGUGGAGCUCAACGAAGAGGCCAACAUCAACAAGGUGGACGAGUACGUGGAGCUGCUGUAUGAGGACGUGCAGGAGAAGAUCAGAGGAGCGACGCUCAUCCUGCAACUCGCCCGGAACCCUGACAACCUGGAGGAGCUGCUGCAGAACGAAACUGCCCUGGGAGCUUUGGCCCGAGUCCUGAGAGAGGACUGGAAACAGAGCCUGGACCUGGCAACCACCAUCGUCUACAUCUUCUUCUGCUUCUCCAGUUUCUCCCAGUUCCACGGCCUGGUCACUCACUUCAAGGUCGGCGCCCUGAGCAUGAGCAUCAUCGAGCACGAGCUGCGGCGCUACGACUUCUGGCAGGACGAGCUGGAGAGGAAGAAGAAGGCCUGUGCAGAAACUCCCGGCAGCCAGACCCUGAAGAGGGAGCAUGAGAAGUCCUUCAGAAAGUACCAGAGCCUUCUGGCGAAGCAAGAGCAGCUUCUCAGAGUGUGUCUGUGUCUGCUGCUGAACCUGGCCGAGGACACGCGCACCGAGCUGAAGAUGAGGAACAAGAACAUUGUCCACAUGCUGGUGAAGCUGCUGGAGCGCCAGGACGAGGACCUGCUGCUGCUGGUGGUCUGCUUCCUCAAGAAGCUCUCCAUCUUCCUGGAGAACAAGAACGACAUGGCGGAGAUGUCCGCGGUGCAGAAGCUGUCCCGGCUGAUUCCUGGCCAGCACGAGAACCUCCAGAGCACCACGCUGCGACUGCUGCUCAACCUGUCGUUCGACACGGAGCUGCGCGGCCAGAUGGUGCAGGCCGGGCUGGUGCCCAAACUCUCGUUUCUGCUCGCUGACGAAGAGCAGCGACAGCUCAGCAUGUGCGUCCUGUACCACAUCAGCAUGGACGACAGAUUCAAGUCCGUGUUCGCCGACACCGACUGCAUUCCGCAGCUGAUGAGGAUGGUGUUUGAGAGUGGCGAGGAGAAGAUGGACGUGGAGCUUAUCUCGCUGUGCAUCAACCUGGCUGCGAACGAGAGCAACGCCCAGGUCAUCUGUCAAGGUAACGGCCUGCAGAUGCUGAUGAAACGCGCCGUGAAGCUGAAGGACGUGCUGGUGAUGAAGAUGAUCAGGAACCUCUCUCAGCACAGUGGAGACACCAAGAGCCUGUUCCUGGACCACGUCGGGGAUCUGGCCGCUCAGAUCGGCGAGUCCGACCCAGAGGAGUUUGUGAUUGAGUGUCUUGGCACGCUGGCGAACCUCACCUUCCCCAACCUGGACUGGGAGCUGGUGCUGAAGGAGUACAAGCUGGUGCCCUACCUGAAGGAGCGGCUCAAGCCAGGUUCUGCUGAAGACGAUCUGGUUCUGGAGGUGGUGAUCAUGAUCGGCACCGUGUCCUUGGACGACUCGUGCGCGGCCUUGUUGGCCAAGUCCGGCAUCAUCCCUGCUCUUAUCGAGCUGCUCAAUGCCCGGCAGGAGGACGACGAGUUCGUAUGUCAGAUCGUCUACGUUUUCUACCAGAUGGUUUUUCACGAAGCCACCAGAGAUGUCAUCAUCAAAGACACGCAGGCUCCUGCUUACCUCAUCGACCUGAUGCACGACAGCAAUGCAGCCAUCCGCAGAGUCUGUGACAACACGCUGGACAUCAUCGCGGAGUACGACGAGGUUUGGGGCAAGAAGAUCCAGAACGAGAAGUUCCGCUGGUACAACAGUCAGUGGCUGGACAUGGUGGAGAACCGGCAGAUGGACGAGGCCGGCGAGCACUUCCUGUCCGGGCCGGACGGAGAAGCCUUCUGCGGGAACGGAUCCAUCUUGGAUGGAACCGAGCUCUUCUACGCUGCAGAUGGCGUCCUAUCAGGAGACUGCAGCCCAGACUUGUACAGCAACUUCCAGGCUGGAGAACUGGCCAGGAACGGAUUCCCAGCACGUUUGGCUUCCGACCCGACGAGCAGUUCUUCAUCAACUGCUCUGCACGGUGAGCAGGGAGGCGACGGAGGAGGACAGAGUGCCUCACGGCUUCACAGUGUUGGGACCACUGGGUGUGGAAGCUGGAACUCACUGAAGACCACCACCUUCAUGGCUCCACCUCCGAGCUCAGGCCCCAGUCUUUCAUCUUCUCCAAAUAUCUUCGUUUUGACUUUUCAUGUUUGUUUUUUUAAAAUAUGUUGCUUGUUGGAACCCACUUUGUCAGUGUUGCACAUGUGUACGUUUAUGAUUUAUGACUUUCCCUCUGGCAGAUGAACUUUAUUGACAGGUCAACAUGCUCCUGUCUCAGACGUCACACUCCCCGACUGAAGUUGCCACGUUCUGUGACGGGACGGUGGCGCUGCUCGCGUCAGAUGGGCUGGCAGCGCCUCGGUCCUCCGCCUGACGCUCGGCUCUCCUGCUGUCCCUCACUAUAUUCAUUGUAACUUAACUUAAAUGUUCAACUGGUCCAGGUGACUGGGCAUGUAAAUUGUAUUCAAGUCGUUGUGUAGUUUGUUGUCUCCGAUCACCUGAUGGAGGAGACACCAUAUAAACCUUGUCCUCAAGCUCUCGUUCAGUGUUUUCCUCCCUAAUGUUUUGUUUUCUCUUUGCUUUGAUGCAACGCUUUCCUCUGAUGUGGUGUGUUGUUUUUGUGACUGUUUUAUUGACUUUUUCGGCUUCUGUGCAUCACGACUGAGAUGAGCCUGGUCAGUCGUCUUUUUUGUCCCAUCAUGUUGAGCACUUCUGACCCUCGAGAGGUAAAUGUUCUUCUGGAUUGAGGCUCUUUCUGGAGGUCCGCAGCCUCUGAUGUGAGCUGGACCUUUGAGUCUCACAGCAUGAAGAGCCAGCUGUCGUUGAGAAAACCUUUAUUCACCCCUAAACACCCCAGCAUGCAGAGUCACACGGAUACAUUUGCUUGUUUAGUAACUCGACUUCGCUACGUCCGUCUGCAGGUCCCGGCUCUGGCCUCCAGGCGGUGCCGUUGCACGGGAAAGGUGAAGAGAGGAGACGCCGACCCGGUCAGUGACACACAGCAACCUCUAACAUAAGUCAUCACACACACAUCAGCCUGGUGGUUUCAGACGUCGCCGCCCCGUGGUAUCGAUUAUGACUCGCUGGAGGAAGUCACACGUCAGUUGAGAUGCCAGACUCGAACGAGCAGGAGUUGGUGCGGAGUCUGGCCUCUGGACACCACAGUGAUCCAGCUGAGUAGAGGAACACAUUGGUUGUGCAUAGUUUCACAGGUGGCUGUGAUGCGCAGCGCGGCCCCGUCAUCCAUGUCCCGUCUCUCUCUCCGUCGAUGGUGCUGGGUUUCUUUAGCGUCUCCACGUGACUCUAGCGAGCCUAAAGCUAACGUGUGUGCUCACAGUGGCAUGGAACUAACCAAGCGUCCCUUCAUACCUUCCAGUGGAUUCAUGAGCCUUGUUUCUAGAAUGUAGCCAUUAGUGCUAGGAAGCUACAUGCUUUCAGUUGCUACAGGAUCGACCAAGCUUCUUUGUCAUGUGGGUGGAGACAUGGUGGGCGUGGGAACAGGGUGAUGCUGACUUGUUUACUGGCUGCAGAGAGGCUGCAGACUCUGACGCGGGAAUGUGUUUGGAAAACUUCACUCCUCCUCCUUUGGCACCCCGCUGGGGUAGCGCUGCACCAGCUCCUCCACCUCGAUCACCUCCACCACCAGCUCCCGGAUCUCCUUGACGGAGUCCACAGGCGGAGCCGCCUCCUCCCCCGCUGCAGGGGCUGAGCCAGCUCCUGCGCCCUCUUCCAAGAGGUCGUCCUCCAGAGAGCCCAGAUCAGAAGGCGGAGACUCACUUCCGAGGGACACGUCCAGAGAGUUGGGGUCGGAGGCAGCGGGCGCCUCAGGGUCUUCACCAAUAGAGGGAGCCAAGAGCUCUGUGCUCGCACGCUUGUCUUCUACAGGUUCUGGGCUGGGUUCUUCACAGAUGACAGGCACCUCCUCCAGAGCUGGAACGACAGCGUCUGCUGGAUCGUCUGCCAUGUUCAUCUCCACGGUAACGGUUACAGUCUCUUGUGUCCUCUGGACCUUCUCAGCUGGUUCUGCUGCUGCACCGGUCACCACGUCCUGAGCGGGUUCCACGAGAGGCACCUGUUCCGGGGGCGGGGCCACCACAUCAUCUGGGAUUUCCACCGGCAGCACACUGUCAGCGAAGGCUGAAGGCGGGGCCACAGGCGUGUCAGCCGCGGGGGCUGGGCUCCCAGGCGCCGAGGCACUGAGACUGGAGCGGCUGGACUGACUCAGCAGGUCGCGACUGUCUGUGUACAGAUUGUACUUCUUGGUGCUGGCUGCCUC